UUAAAACCUAUUUAGGAAAAACCCGGGAGGGAAAAAUCCCUAAAUAGGGAAAAUAGUACCUGUCUACAAAAACCAAAAAACAAAGAUCGGGAGCACGGAAGGAACCGUCUCAGAAGCUCCGAUCGAACCAUUUGCCCCUAGACAGUCCGGGCCCUCGCCGAUCAAAAAACCAUAAAACAAGCCCAACCAAAGAAAGAACCCAAAGGGAAAGCCACAAAGCUCCCGAUGCCAACAACAAAGGAUCGAAGAUCCAAAGUGUUGUGGAGCAGCCAACGGGACCCAACCCUAGAGGUCUAACCCCGAGCACACCCGCGAGCUGUUAAAAAUGAAAAAUUAUGGGGAAAAUGGAAUUCAUGCAAAGUUUUUGUGAUAUUUGGUGUAAUAAAAAAAUGCAACUUUUUCAAUCAUCGGAGUGGAACGUGUGUGGCGUGUGCCGGCGAGCCAUAUCAGCGCCACGUCAACUCCGAUUAGAGGGGGGAAAAAUCGUGGAAAAAAUGAACGACUAAUUCAAUCUGUGAUUAAAAAAAUGGAAUUUUUUUAAAAUUAUGGGAAAAAUGGAAUUCGGGCAAAGUUGGUGAUAUUUGGUGCAAUUAACCCUUAAAAACAAAUGUUAAGCAAAUCUUUUAUAUUAGUGCAGAUAAUUAAGCAUAAGCAAGUUAAUUACCUGAUCAUAUAUAUAUAUAACAUGCUAACUUUUUUUUUCUAGGGUAAGAGUUGUAGUAACAUUAUAACAUGUAAAUUUAUCUUUUCCCAUUGAGAUUAGGAGUGAGGCGGAAUUAGAUUUCCUACCAUAUAUACUUCAAGCCUGAAAUUUUCCUAAACUACAAUCUCUUAAUUUGUUCAACAUGGCUGAUACUUGGUAAGCAAGCAACGCCUGAUUUCCCCUCUGUCUCCCUCUCAUCGAUCAAGCAAAUUAAGUUUGUGUGGCCGCAACAAUGGCGACGCAAAUUUGCAAGAACAAUAACAAUGGGUUUGGCCAUCUCUCGAAACCCAAUAAAGGUAACUAUCUAUCUGUUUUCCGUGGAAGAAAGACUGCGUGCAGAUCGAAACCAGCGAAAGGGAUUGUGAUAAAGAAACCGGCCGAAAUCAUAUCUUUGGCAAAGGAAAGAAAGAGAAAAUUAUCGGAGUUGCAAUGUAGUUGUUUGAAGAAGAGAAGUAGAGAUGUGACUAUUCCUGAUUGCGGAAGCGUUGAUGAGUACGUGAGUUUGGGUAAGAUCAGCGGAGGGUCGUACGGCCUCGUCUACAAAGUCCAACACAAGAAGACUGGAGAAAUCAUGGCCAUGAAGGAGGAGUUUGAGGGAUUAUCGCCCACCACAAUCACCGAAAUCGACAUCCUCAAAUCCCUCGGCGGCGCCCAUCCCUCCGUCGUCGGAUUCAAGGAAGUGGCGGUGGACGAGUACGACGGCGUCUACGUCGUCAUGGAGCACAUGGAGACUGAUCUGCGAGCUCUCAUCAAGGGCGGCGGUCUAGCCAUCAGCCAGGUGAAGAUGUUGAUGAAGCAGUUGCUGCAAGGAGUCGAGUUCCUGCACGAAAACGGUGUGAUGCAUAGGGAUCUCAAGCCUGCAAAUCUCCUCGUAAACAGAGGGGGAGAGUUGAAGUUGAAGAUAUGCGAUUUCGGGCUGUCCGUUAGGUUUAGGAAGGAGUUGGUGUCAUCGUAUUCGCCUCGCGUGGGGACGCUCUGGUACAGGGCUCCGGAGCUGCUUCUCGGAGAGGAGAGGUAUUCGUGUGCGGUGGAUAUGUGGGCGGUCGGAUGCAUUAUGGCCGAGUUGCUGUUCAACAAAGUGUUGUUCAGAGGGGAAUCUGAGGAGGAUCAGUUGCAUCAGAUAUAUUGUCUUCUUGGCCUUCCAAGUAGUGCCGAGAAUGUUUCCACUUUGCUGAUUUCAUCUGCAAAUUUGGAGCUUUCCGAGCCUGGAUUUGAUCUGCUCAAGGGCUUGUUAACUUAUGAUCCAACUAAGAGGCUCACACCACAAGCUGCUCUCAACCAUGUUUGGUUUCAAGACUUGAUCAGCUCUUAGCUUGCUACUCAAUAUAUAUAUGAGUGUUUAAUUUGUUGAGUGAUAGUGAGAGAUACCAACUUUUAUUGAGUUGGUGUUAAUUAGUGGUGCUGUAGAGCACUGUUGUUGCUUCAAGCUACAGGGGUCCUCCCAAAUCCC
This is a messenger RNA of Salvia miltiorrhiza (redroot sage), 2153 nucleotides long. Its product is annotated as cyclin-dependent kinase G-2-like. Gene Ontology annotation, cellular component: nucleus. Gene Ontology annotation, molecular function: cyclin-dependent protein serine/threonine kinase activity; ATP binding. The transcript has a single exon. Gene Ontology annotation, biological process: regulation of mitotic cell cycle; protein phosphorylation. Lineage: Eukaryota; Viridiplantae; Streptophyta; Magnoliopsida; Lamiales; Lamiaceae. Bases 936 to 2015 code for a protein of 359 amino acids. The record is from RefSeq and is a predicted model, not a curated record.